AGGAUUACCCUUUGUGCAUCUACUCCGUGCUGUCUGGUUAUUGCUUUAAAAAAAUAAGUCCUUAUCUGAAGAAUGCUUUAUACCUUGUGUCAAACAAAAGCUACUGGGAAAAAGAGUUUUGAAGGGUGGACAGAUCCCAGUGUUGGGAGUCUUGGCAGAGAUGCAUCUUAAGACUUUUAUUUAGCAACUCAAAGCCUGCUGCAGGAAUUGCUGAGUCUACCAAGCUGUGCAUUUUUACGAACUCUCACAGCAAUCAGCAAACGAGCCACAAACACCUCGAUGACUAGUUCUGUGGAGGUAUUCUGUUUCCCUUCUUGUUAAAACAUUUUAAGUUCAAGUUGUUUGGACUUUAAACAAAUUGUUUUCUGUUUAUAUUUGAUUUCCAGAAAAGAAGAGGUGAAGCCAAUACUGUGAGGCUUACUGUGCCCAUACAGGCCAGGGCAUUAGAACAGCCAUAGUCAUGGCCAGAUUUAUUUCUGUAUCAUGUAUAUAAAGUUGUUUCUUCCAAGAAGUGGGAGUGCUGGUCUAAAUACCAUAGGAACACACAAGCUGCUUCAUCAUGGGAGCUGUAGUAGCUGACGAUGGUCCAUCUGGUGUUAAAGCCCCUGAUGGAGGCUGGGGCUGGGCUGUCCUUUUUGGCUGUUUUAUCAUCACAGGAUUCUCCUAUGCCUUUCCUAAGGCAGUUAGCGUCUUCUUUAAAGAACUUAUCCGGGAAUUUGGCAUUGGAUAUAGUGACACUGCAUGGAUUUCCUCCAUUCUGCUGGCCAUGCUUUAUGGAACAGGUCCACUUUGUAGUGUAUGCGUCAAUCGCUUUGGUUGUCGCCCUGUCAUGCUGGUGGGUGGCCUUUUUGCCUCAAUGGGGAUGGUGAUAGCUUCCUUCUGCACAAGCAUCAUUCAGAUCUAUCUAACUGCAGGUGUGAUUACCGGUUUGGGUUUGGCACUAAACUUUCAGCCUUCACUCAUCAUGUUAAACCGUUACUUUGACAAACGCCGGCCCUUAGCCAAUGGGCUAUCUGCUGCUGGGAGUCCAGUGUUUCUUUGUGCUCUCUCACCGUUGGGGCAGAUACUACAACAUGAGUACGGUUGGAGAGGAGGAUUUCUUAUCCUGGGUGGGAUGCUGCUCAACUGCUGUGUAUGCGGAGCAUUAAUGAGACCUUUGGAGCCACCCAAAAAGUCUGAAGCUACCAAAGAGCCAGCUGAGAAGAAAGUAAAGAAAAAACUUCUGGAUUUCAGUGUGUUUAAAGACGGUGGUUUUGUAAUCUAUGCUCUAGCAGCAUCUAUCAUGGUGCUUGGCCUCUUUGUUCCCCCGGUUUUUGUUGUGAGUUAUGCCAAGGAUUUAGGGUCUCAAGACACCAAAGCAGCUUUUCUUCUGACUAUUCUGGGAUUCAUUGAUAUCUUUGCUCGGCCGAUCUGUGGAAUGGUAGCUGGUCUUAAAUGGGUUAGACCACGCUGUGUCUACCUCUUCAGUUUUGCUAUGAUUUUUAAUGGCUUUACAGAUCUUAUGGGUUCUAUGUCUGUUGAUUAUGGUGGACUGGUGGUCUUUUGUAUUUUCUUUGGCAUUUCUUAUGGAAUGGUAGGUGCUCUUCAGUUUGAAGUUCUCAUGGCUAUUGUUGGUACGCAGAAGUUUUCCAGUGCUAUCGGUUUAGUGCUCCUGGCAGAAGCUAUGGCUGUUCUGAUUGGUCCACCGUCAGCAGGAAAACUCCUGGAUGCAACGGGGAGGUACAUGUUUGUUUUCAUUAUUGCUGGAAUUGAAGUUACCACCUCAGCCCUUGUAUUGGCCUUGGGAAAUUUCUUCUGCAUUAAGAAAAAAUCAGAAGAACCACAUACAAAAGAAGAAGCAGCAGAAAGAGAGGAAUUAAACAAAUCUGAAAACAAAUCUCCUGAAGAUGCCAAGGUGGACUCUAUUGAAGUGGAGCAGUUUCUGAAAGAUGAGCCUGAAAAAAACGGUGAAGUUGUAACUAACCCAGAAACAUGCGUGUGAGCAUGACAAGGAACCGCAAAGUGUUUAGAAAAGAAAGAUUUUCAACGCUAUUUAUUUUAGAAACAGAAAUAGUUUAGGGCUGGGCCAUCAGCUUUAGUAACCGGGGGCUAGUCAGCUCAUCAAGUUUCUUUGGAAGCUGAUUAGCUAGACAACAUCUUACUGGAAAAUUAGCUUUAUCAGUAAUAGGUGGAGCAUUGUGGUUAUACAUUUUAUGUGAACUAAAAAGCUUUUAUGAACACAAGUAGGCUCUUGCUAUGCAUCACCAGAAACUGCUCACUUGGAAGCUAUAGGAAACAUAUAUUCUAAGAAAAGUGGAAUUAUAUGUAUGUUCUCAGACUAUUGAUGAAAUCGCUGUGUUGUGUGGCUAAACAUAAUUUCCCUGUGUUCUCAGUGAAGGGAAAAGAGCUUGAGAUGGAUAAAAAUCUCAGGAACUUAAAGGUCUCCAUUAGGUUUUUGAAUUUCUUACCUUUUUAGACUUUUUAGAGCAAUUGGCUCAGCCCUAACUUAAUUUUGAUAAUAUCUGUAACUUUGAUUUAUGUAAAUGCAUUUCUGCCUAAACCUGUAACCUUUGCAAUUAUCAUCUGGAAAGCCUGUUUUUGGAAAGGCACAUUACAGAUAGUGUCCUCAGCAGAUCACACAAGUGGUAUUCUGAGGUGGUACUAAAAGAAAAAAAAUGAGCAGAAUGGAUCCUGACAAACCGUAAGCAAACAAAAUUAGCCCACAAUUCCACAUGCUGUUUUCAGUAAAAUUUUCCUAGAGCACUGAAAAAUAUUACAACUAAUAUGGAGAAGAUGAUUAGGUUUAGUAGAACAAGGAGAAGAUGAUUAUUAGGUUUAUUAGAAUAUUCUGAAGAAGUGUCCCUUUUGCUUAUAAAAGAAAUGGUGCAAGUUUCCAGAUGACCUAUAGAGUGGGUAGACUUAGGGAGGAAACAUGAGUCAUCCAUAAAAUGCAAUGUUAGCAUCACAGGAAGGUUUUAACAUGUUUGGUUUUGAUUUUUUUUCUUCCCCAUUUAUCUCACUUCCCUGCCUUUUGCAUAAUCUAUGGAAGUUCGAAGUGCCAUUCAAAGUGCUGGUUGAGGAAACAUGAUGGAACUGUUCAUCAUAUUUAUGACAGCAUGGUACUGAAUAGAAAAGGAAGGCAAAAGGAAGGCAUUCUAUUUCUUUUUUCACCCAAAACCACUCCAGAAAUGUAGUUUUUUUUAAUACAAAACCAUGCUAACUGCAGCCCACCUCUCAGACCUGCUUAUAAAAGACUGUCUAGGUUUUGUAACUGCAGUCACAAUCUUUAAAGCAGACUAACUGUAACAGUUUUCUUAGUAGUAGCAAAGCAAUAUUGGCUUUCAAGUGCCAAAAUUGUUCCGCUUAAUAACUGAAAACUAAAAGACCCUAAUCCCUUAAAACCCUGUAUCCCCUUUAAAUUAACAUCAUUGUUUCAUACUUUACCAUUUUUAACAGAAACAAAGUGCCAAAACCAUGAACCAUUCUCUAACGAAAUAUCUCAGAUACCGGCUUCCAUAUUUGUAGUUUCUUUAAAAUGAUUUUGCAUUGUUAGGACAACCUUGCACAGAAAUUGGAAAGUUAGAAUAGUAACUUUUAAAAGAAAUGGAUGCUUCACAGAAUAAACUGUUUGUUUUUAUAUCCUA
Corvus hawaiiensis (hawaiian crow) is the source of this 3623-nucleotide messenger RNA. It is a transcript of the gene SLC16A3, whose product is annotated as solute carrier family 16 member 3. The coding region runs from base 560 to 1981 and encodes 473 amino acids. Gene Ontology annotation, cellular component: membrane. NCBI's taxonomy places the organism in Eukaryota, Metazoa, Chordata, Aves, Passeriformes, Corvidae. Gene Ontology annotation, biological process: transmembrane transport; monocarboxylic acid transport. The record is from RefSeq and is a predicted model, not a curated record. The transcript is spliced from 5 exons. Gene Ontology annotation, molecular function: monocarboxylic acid transmembrane transporter activity.